Molecule: messenger RNA, 3001 nt
Organism: Camelina sativa (false flax)
Lineage: Eukaryota; Viridiplantae; Streptophyta; Magnoliopsida; Brassicales; Brassicaceae
Product: nuclear poly(A) polymerase 1
Biological process (GO): RNA 3'-end processing
Cellular component (GO): nucleus
Molecular function (GO): RNA binding; poly(A) RNA polymerase activity
Source: RefSeq, a predicted model, not a curated record
AGGUCCGUCCCCCUAAACUCCCCCAUAAAUCGUAUAUAUGUGUGGCCCGAGUGCUCUUUGUCGCAAUCGCAACCCCACCCACGCGAGAAGUUGCGACUCUAACCUAGAAACUCCGCCACGAGAAUUUUGGGGAAAAUAGUUUCUUCCUUCUUCACUUCGCCGGAGAAUCAAUUCGUCUUGUAUCGCCUGGGAUCGACUUCACCGACCGGACCCAGUUCGCAUCAAUCAAUCUGGUGUUCAAAGGCCGAGACUUUCUGAUGUUCGCUCGAUACCGUUCGUUGUAUAACCAAUUCAAUCGGAGUAGGGUUUAAGGGUUGUUCCCGUGAAGAACCUCCCGACUCGUUUGGAUACUUUUGUAUGAGAUUCCCUUGUGUUGUGUUUUUUGUUGCUUUUUGAUUUUUAAUUUAGCAAAAAAAAAGCCUUUUGAUUUUUGUAUUCUGUAUGAUCAACAAUUUCUCCAUAGUAAUCUUCUCUGCGUCUUCGUUUUUUUAGCUUUACAUUAUUCGAUUAAUAUUCAGGCAAAAAAAAAUUGUUCAGAAAAAAAAAAGAUAAGAAAUUUUUUUAUACUCAGUAGAAUCUGAUUGAAAUAUUAAGGAAAAAAAAAGAGUGAAAAAAAAAAAGAGAGGAAAGAACAAAGUAAGAUCGAUCUAUGGCUAGUGUCCAGCAAAAUGGGCAAAGGUUUGGCAUUACAGAACCUAUCUCUCUGGGAGGACCAUCGGAGCUUGAUGUGAUUAAGACAAGAGAGCUUGAGAAGUACUUGCAAGAUGUUGGAUUGUACGAGAGUAACGAGGAAGCUGUUAAAAGGGAGGAGGUUUUGGGGAUACUAGAUCAGAUUGUUAAAACAUGGAUCAAAACAAUCAGCCGGGCCAAAGGGUUGAAUGAUCAGCUGCUUCAUGAGGCGAAUGCAAAGAUAUUUACUUUCGGUUCUUAUCGACUAGGGGUACAUGGACCUGGUGCUGAUAUAGAUACUUUAUGUGUGGGACCUAGACAUGCAACUAGAGAAGGUGAUUUCUUUGGUGAACUACAAAGAAUGCUGUCAGAAAUGCCUGAAGUAACUGAACUGCACCCUGUGCCUGAUGCUCAUGUUCCAUUGAUGGGAUUCAAACUUAAUGGAGUUUCUAUAGAUCUCCUUUAUGCACAACUUCCACUCUGGGUUAUACCUGAGGACUUGGAUAUAUCACAGGAUGCCAUUCUACAGAAUGCUGAUGAGCAAACUGUUCGAAGUCUUAAUGGUUGUAGAGUUACUGACCAAAUCUUGCGUCUGGUUCCAAAUAUUCAGAAUUUCAGGACAACACUAAGAUGCAUGCGAUUUUGGGCCAAACGACGUGGAGUAUACUCUAAUGUCUCGGGAUUUCUUGGUGGUAUAAACUGGGCGUUACUUGUAGCCCGAAUAUGUCAACUUUAUCCUAACGCCCUCCCGAAUAUGUUAGCAUCUAGGUUCUUUAGGGUCUACAAUCAAUGGCGUUGGCCGAAUCCCGUUCUUCUUUGUUCAAUGGAUGAAGGAUCCCUCGGUCUUCAAGUUUGGGACCCUAGAAGAAACCCAAAGGACCGGUCGCAUAUAAUGCCCAUCAUUACUCCCGCUUAUCCUGGUAUGAACUCCAGUUAUAAUGUCUCUGCAAGUACAUUGCGGAUUAUGACAGGAGAGUUUCAGAGAGGAAAAGAAAUAUGUGAGGCUAUGGAAACAAACAAAGCUGAUUGGGAUACUCUUUUUGAGCCAUUUGCAUUCUUUGAAGCGUAUAAAAACUAUCUUCAGAUAGACAUCUCUGCUGCAAAUGUCGAUGAUCUAAGAAAAUGGAAAGGCUGGGUUGAGUCACGUCUCCGGCAGCUCACACUGAAGAUCGAGAGACAUACUUAUGAUAAGCUUCAAUGCCACCCUCAUCCCCAUGAUUUUCAAGACUCAUCCCGACCACUCCAUUGCUCUUACUUCAUGGGUCUGCAGCGUAAACAAGGAGUUCCUGCAGCAGAAGGCGAGCAACAAUUUGAUAUUAGAAGAACGGUCGAGGAGUUUAAACACACAGUUAACGGUUACAUGUUGUGGAUUCCCGGGAUGGAGAUUAGUGUCAGCCAUAUAAAGCGGAGAAGCUUACCUAAUUUUGUGUAUCCUGGUGGAAUUAGACCUUCACAUACCUCUAAAGGAACAUGGGACAGCAAACGCCGUUCAGAGCAUAGAAAUUCUUCUACAUCAAGUGCAACAGUUUCUCAUACAACUACGACUGAAAUGAGUUCUGAAAGUAAAGCUGGUUCGAACAGUCCAGGAGAUGGGAAGAAGAGAAAGUGGGGACAUGAUGGAUCCCUGACCGAUCAGCCAAGGCCCUCUAAACACGUUGCUGUUUCAGUACCUGUAGAGAAUUCUGAAGGCGGGAGCCCGAAUCCAUCUGUUGGAUCCAUUUGUUCAAGUCCUAUGAAAGAUUAUUGUACAAACGGUAAAUCUGAUCAUAUUAGUAAGGAUCAAGUAGAUAAUGUUUUCAGUAAGGAUCCACCAAUAGAGAAGAUAGCCACUCCUCAAGCUCCUAGUCAAGAAACUGAGGAGCUUGAAGAAAUUGGUGAUUUUGGGAAUCAAAUGAUACAGCAGAUAACUCCCAAAGAUGCAAUCUCGAUGGUUACUGCAACUAUACCUCCAUUGGAAGCUACUGCUUUGAAUGGCUCUCUAUUCUCCAAUGAAGCAGUGGAAGAACUCGAGGUACUUCCCAUGCGACAGCCUGAGGCGGCACAUAGAGCUUCAGUACAACAGCCGAAACCGAUAAUUAAAUUGAGCUUCACAUCUCUAGGCAAAACCAAUGGCAAGUAAUAAUGGUGUUUUCCCUACAUUGCCAAGAAUCUCAGCAUGUACCCGAUAUUCAAGAUGUUAGUCGAAGGGUUCUCUAUGUAAAAGAAGAGUCUUCUUAUAUUAUGUUACUUUUCUUAGAUGUUGCAAGUCCUAAAUACUUUGAUCUCAUGUAAAACUCGUUUGGAUAAGAUUUAAUAUAAUGUGUUCUCGUCUAAUCCGAAACACUUUUCUCAA